GGCACCCGGGAGGUUGUGGAGAGCGCGGGCUCUAGGCCGGCCGCGGCGCUCUCGGAGCGCUGAGCCGUGUCUGGCGACCCGAAGUGCCGAGCUCAGUGCGUCGAGCCGGCGGCGCGAGGCCGCGGAGCAGCUAUGGCAGAGGCCGUGCAGUCGCACCUGUCGCCGCCGUCGGGGCUGCUGGAGUUGUGCGCGUUGUUGGGGCCCCCGCGGGACAGUCUCCGCGGCCCGGAGCUGGUGGCUCUGAGGAAGGGGGUCAGAGCCGCGUCUCCCCUGGAACCUGAGGUGCUGUCCGUGUUUGUGCCUCCUUUCGUCAGCACAGAGGAUGGGCCUGGAGCUGCCAGCCAGGGUGGGAGCCUGAGCAAGUCUAGGAGGCGUUCCUUCCGGAAAAAGAGGGAAAAGCCCAAAGGCGAGGCCUGGAAGAGUCCCCCGCCCCCGCCCAAGGUGCCAGACCUGGAAGACAUCAGUAUCCCCGAUGGGGUGGACCUUCUGACACUUCCUCAACUGUGCUUCCCAGGGUGUGUGUGUAUAACCUCAGAGCCACAGGAGGACCGCAUCCAUUUCCUGGUACUGACCGACGUCUGUGGGAACAGAACCUAUGGCAUCGUUGCCCAGUACUCCCGCAGCCUGCAUGACGAGUCUUGCUUCUACAACGGCAAUGCCCACUGGGAGUCCUCGGGGCUGAGUGCCAGCUCCACCGGCUGCUACGUGCCCUUUGCGGUGUGUGUGGUUUCCAGACUGCCCUACUACAAUGCCCUCAAGGACUGCCUCUCCUGCUUAUUGACUCACCUGAAGUUUUGUAAAGAUUUUGAAGUUGACAAUCAAAUAAAAGAGUUUGCUGCAAAGCUAUCUUUGAUACCCAACCCACCACCUGGACCUCUCCAUUUGAUAUUUAACAUGAAGCCACUACAGAUUGUAUUUCCCUCCCGAGCGGACCCUGAAAGCCCCGUCAUCGACCUGGACCUCCACCUGCCCUUCCUGUGCUUCAGAGCCGAGAAGGUUCUGCAAAUCCUCACGUGCCUCCUGACAGAGCAGCGGAUCGUGUUCUUCUCCUCCAACUGGGCCCUGCUGACGCUGGUGACCGAGUGCUUCCUGGCCUACCUGCACCCCCUGCAGUGGCAGCACACCUUUGUGCCCGUGCUCUCGGGACAGAUGCUGGACUUCGUCAUGGCUCCCACUUCGUUCCUCAUGGGUUGCCACCUCCACCAUUUUGAGGAAGUCAGCAAGGAAGCUGAUGGGUUGGUUUUAAUCAAUAUCGACAAUGGAAGCAUCACACACUCUAAUGACAAUGAGACUGAUGUUCCUGACACCCCUCUGCUGGCGGCACAGACCUUCAUUCAGAGGGUGCAGAACCUUCAGCUGCAUCACGAACUGGAUGUGGCCCACCUGGGUGCCAGCACAGACCUGAACGAGGGCCGCACCCGCAGGCGGGUCUGGCAGCAGAGACUCAACUGCCAGAUUCAACACAUCAGCUUGCAGCUGCUCGUCAACAUCUUCAGGGAGGUAAAGAAUCACUUGAAUUAUGAACACAGAGUGUUUAAUAGUGAAGAGUUUCUCAAAAGCAGAGCCCCGGGGGACCAGCAGUUUUAUAAACAGAUAUUGGACACCUACAUGUUCCACUCCUUCCUUAAAGCCCGGCUCAGCAGAAAGAUGGAUGCCUUUGCCCAGAUGGAUCUCAGCACGCAGUCCAGAGAGGACAGAAUCAACGGUAUGCUCAUAAGCCCCAGAAGACCGACGAUUGAGAAGAUGGCCUCCCGCAAAGCCUCCCCGCUGCAGGGCGUCCACCGGCGCAUGGUGGUCAGCAUGCCCAACCUGCAGGACCUCCCCAUCCCCGAGCUGCCACCACGGAAUGCAUCUCUGCGCAAGAUCGACACCACGGAGUGUGGGAGCAGCAUGGUCCUGGAUGUGAUCCCAAAGUCGACAUAUACAUUCAAGAUCCCAGAAAUCCACUUUCCCCUGAUGAGCCAGUGCAUCCAGGCCUACUAUGCCGACUUUGUGGCUCUGCUGAGCAAAGCUAUGGGCUUCCUGGCCCCCGACAACUCUGUGCUCCUGGCCAGGUACUUCUACCUCCGGGGACUCGUGCACCUAAGGCAGGGCCAGCUACUGGCUGCCCUCCUGGACUUCCAGAAUCUCUAUAAGACAGACAUAGGGAUCUUCCCUACAGACCUGGUAAGAAGGACGGUGGAGUCCAUGUCAGCUCCCGAGCGCGCCCAGGCAGAGUGCACGCCCGAGCUGCGCAGGCUCAUCAGCCAGCUCACCGACAAGCCCAGGGAGGUCACUAAGGCCGACGACCACGUCAAGAACUUCGAGUUGCCCAAGAAGCACAUGCCGCUGGAUGACUUUGUGAGGAGGGUUCAGGAAUCAGGCAUCGUGAAGGACGCCAGCACCAUACACAGGCUGUUUGAGGCAUUCACUGUGGGACACCAGAAGCUGAUUGACCCAGAAACAUUCAAAGAUUUCUACACGUGCUGGAAGGAGACAGAGGCGGAGGCCCAGGAGGUCAGCCUGCCACCGUUGGUCAUGGAGCACCUGGAUAAGAACGAGUGUGUGUACAAGCUGUCAAGCUCCGUCAAGACCAACCGUGGUGUGGGCAAGAUCGCCAUGACCCAGAAGCGCCUGUUUCUCCUGACGGAAGGGCAGCCUGGCUACGUGGACAUCUCCACCUUCAGGGAUAUCGAGGAAGUCCGAAGCACCACGGUGGCCUUUCUGCUUCUGAGAAUCCCUACCCUGAAGAUCAAAGUGGCGGCGAGGAAGGAGGUCUUUGAAGCCAACCUCAAGACAGAGUGUGACCUGUGGCAUCUGAUGGUGAAGGAGAUGUGGGCUGGGAAGAAGCUCGCUGAUGACCACAAGGACCCUCAGUACGUCCAGCAGGCACUCACCCACGUCUUGCUGAUGGACGCUGUGGUCAGCACACUGCAAUCGCCUGGGGCUGUGUACGCCGCCUCCAAACUGUCCUACUUUGACAAGCUGAAGAACGAAAUGCCCAUGGCGGUGCCCAAGACCACCUCGGAAACACUGAAGCACAAGAUCAACCCCUCGGCGGGAGAGACGCUGCCCCAGGCUGUGGACGUGCUGCUGUACACACCAGGGCAUCUUGACCCAGCAGAAAAAGUCGAAGAUGCACAUCCCAAAUUAUGGUGUGCCCUCAGCGAAGGCAAAGUGAUUGUAUUUGAUGCUUCUUCCUGGACCAUCCACCAGCACUGCUUUAAAGUGGGCACCUCAAAAUUGAACUGCAUGGUGAUGGUGGAGCAGAACCAGGUGUGGGUAGGCUCCGAGGACUCUGUCAUCUACAUCAUCAACAUCCACAGCAUGUCCUGCAACAAGCAGCUCACGGAUCACAGGCACGGUGUCACAGAUCUGGUCGUGCAGGAUGGCAAGCAAACGCCCAGCGAGGUGUAUUCCUGCAGUGAGGAUGGGACGGUACUGGCAUGGAAUGUGCACACUCUGCGGGUGACCAGCCGCUUCCAGCUGCCCAGCGGGGGGCUGUCAUCCAUCAAGCUGUACAAUGGUCGGUUCUGGUGCUGCACGGGACAAAGCAUCCUGGUCACGACCAUGAAUGGGUUUGUCUGCCAAGAACUGAAGACCAAGGAGCUUUCCAAAGAGAUCAGCACGUCCUUCCUGGGGUUCCAGCUCCUCCCUGAGCAAGAGCAGCUUUGGGCUGCCUGCACAGGCUAUGCUAGCAUCUACAUCUGGAGCCUGAAGGACACGGACUGGGUGUGUGAGAGGAUCCCGCUCCAGGAGUGCUUUGAGAUCAAGUGCAUGAUCAGGGUGAAGAAGCAGAUCUGGGUGGGCGGCACAGGGCUGUCGCAAGGGAAGCCCAAGGGGAAAAUCUAUGUCAUUGAUGCUGAGAAGAAGAAGGUGGAGAAGGAGCUGGUGGCCCACACGGACAUGGUGAAGACAUUGUGCUCAGCCGAGGACAGAUACGUGCUGAGUGGCUCUGGGAGCGAGGAGGGGAAGAUCGCCAUCUGGAAAGUUGAGUGACCGUGGAUCCACGUGCCUUCUGGGACUGUGAUCCACGGGCCAGUCAGAACCAUGUGCCUCUUGUCUACUUUCUGGAGCUUCUGCAGAGAGGACUGGGCUGGGAGCCAGCCUGCGCCCCUGAGUGGGGCUGUCCAUUUUAAGAGGCCCUUGCGGCUCUCCAACCCUCAUUUCUGAGGCUAAUAACCAUGCACUUUCUGCCUUGGAAUUUCCUGAUGUAACUGCCACCAGUGUUCAGGGUCCAGUGCUUCUCAGGCAGGCAGGUCACCUUUCCUGUUUAGUAAUGACCUCUGCUGAGUUCUCCUGUGUGCUGUCUAGAAACUUCUAGAGUCUACCACUAGGGGCCAGCACCAGACCCAGCCAGAAGCGAUUUAGCCAAAUCACAGGUGACCUUCGGACCUCUGGUCUGAUCAUGCUUUUCCUCCACUUCAUUCAUUCAUUCAUUCAUUCAUUCAUUCAUUCAUUCAUUCAUUCAUUCAUUCAACAGUUACUAAGUGUGUUCCAGGUUUACCAAGCUCUCUCACCUCUCACUGACUUCUGUCUUCUUAAAGGGCCACUUUGUGCCUGGGACAGGUUUGUGCCUGUCCUACCUGUGCCCCAGCAGAGUAUGGGACCCAGGCCUGUCCAGAGAGGGGAAUGACACAUAAGGCCACCUGGACAGAAUACAGUUGAGGGAAGUUUUGCCUUUGGAACUAACACACAGUUUUAUUAUUAUCAUUAUUAUUAUUGAUUUAACAAUCAUCAAAAAGACCAUAGGAUAAAAGGGGAACAAUUCUACACAAUUCCCACCACCAGAGUUCCGCAUCCCAUCCCCUCCAUUGGAAGCCUUCCUAUUCUUUAUCCCUCUGGGAGCGUGAACCCAGGGGUUAAUGCACAAUUUUAAUAGUGAAGAAACCUGGACUGACUUGUUUUAUACCAAAGAACUUCACCAAAAGUCCAUAUGAAAUAGCAUGUGUGGGUGCUGGUAGAAAAGUCACGAUGCAUUUUUUUCUGUCUUUCUAUGCAAGAAUGUGUCAUGACUUUUUUUUUCCCAACAGCCCACACUGUCAUUUAGUUCUCUGAUAAAGUUGCUGCCACUCUCACUCCUGAGCAGAUGCUCCUGUACAAUUUAAUUUAUUCCCAUUUACCUCUGUGUGCACACCCUGUAAGUACAUGUAGAUGGUGCUGCUUUAUUUAAUGUAAGAUCUUUUUUUACCAAUACAGACUUGCAGGCAGUGGCUCUUUGCACAUUUUUUUUUUUUUUACUACAGUGUUGAGAUUUCAGCCUUUCCCUAACCAGCAAAGCAGGUGCAGUCAUGGUGGCUGGGCAUGAAAGGAGUGUCUGCUGUGGUCUGGCCACAGUGUGCUUCUGCCAAAAGUAUACUCCUGUGGGUCAGAAAUUCACAGAGACCCUAAUGCCAGGCAUGUGUAGCCAGAUAUGUUCACCUUAUCUACAAUAAAAAAAGGUUUGUUUUGGUUUAAUAAAUAUGGUCCUUGUGGUCCAGGAGGUGGCACAAUGGAUAAAGCACUGAACUCUCAAGCAUGAAGUCCCGAGUUCAACCCCCGGCAGCACAUGUACCAGGGUGAUGUCUGGUUCUUUCUCUCCUAUCAUUCUCAUUAAUAAGUAAAUAAAAUAUUAAAAAAAAUAAACAGCAUGGUCCAUUUUUCCUUUACCCAAACACUAAUUGGUAGGAGAGAGGUUUAAGGCCUUCAAUUCACUUUAUUAUUUUUUUCCUUUUUUCUUUAGUUUAUUUUACCUAAAAUAUAGUUGUCUUUUUGAUAACAAAUAAAUAUACUGCCAAUAUAGAGAACCUGGGG
This is a messenger RNA of Erinaceus europaeus (western European hedgehog), 5772 nucleotides long. It is a transcript of the gene DENND3, whose product is annotated as DENN domain containing 3. The record is from RefSeq and is a predicted model, not a curated record. Bases 133 to 3978 code for a protein of 1281 amino acids. Gene Ontology annotation, cellular component: cytoplasmic vesicle. Gene Ontology annotation, biological process: regulation of Rab protein signal transduction. The transcript has 23 exons. Gene Ontology annotation, molecular function: protein binding. NCBI's taxonomy places the organism in Eukaryota, Metazoa, Chordata, Mammalia, Eulipotyphla, Erinaceidae.